Messenger RNA from Pygocentrus nattereri (red-bellied piranha), 3750 nucleotides. It is a transcript of the gene tbc1d10aa, whose product is annotated as TBC1 domain family, member 10Aa. The record is from RefSeq and is a predicted model, not a curated record. Lineage: Eukaryota; Metazoa; Chordata; Actinopteri; Characiformes; Serrasalmidae. Bases 855 to 2837 code for a protein of 660 amino acids. The transcript is spliced from 9 exons.
UAGGAGGAGACUGACUGUUGGCAAAGUGCGAAAAUGACAUUUCGUCGCCGAAGGACUAUUUUAUUAUUUUUUUCCAGACCAAAUGUGAAUUGAAACAUAGGAAAACACUGAACUUGAGGGAAUUACAGUAGCAAAGCAGUCCAACGCAGCUUAGGUUUGGCUGUACGUUCAAAGGUUGGCUUGUGGAAACUGCCCAUGCCUCAUAGAGUGAGCAACCGACGCUAGCAGGCUAAGCUAACUGGCUAACUGUAGUUCCAGCAGGUAAAAACACAGAAUUGAUGUGUUUUGUUCUGAGACAGCGCCGGUCGUUCACAGCGUUUACGGCGCGUUUAGUCUUUUUCGUGCGUGCAGUUGCUGUAGUUAUGUAACCCGAGCUCAACCAAAGCUGACAUUACUCUGAGUGACACGUCGCUAUGCUAAUGUAACGUUAGCUGCUAAAAGUUAACGCACUUUCCUGUCAACAAACCGAAGCUAACAGCACAUAAACAACCUCUGAACUCAGCUUAGCGGAGGCAUUUCAUCUCGGUGGACAUGUAGACGUUAAACGGCUCAGUAGCUGUUUAAAUAACGCAGCUUGUCAAAAAUGAGGCGAGGUUGGAGUCUUGACAGCUUUAGACGAGCUGAGCUCCAGUGUCAGCAGUAAUUUAAUCUGAAUGGCCGUUUUCCUCUUAUUGUAGAGUAUAAAGUAGCUGUGAUUGCCUUAAAGGAUAGAAUGAGUCUUGCUGUCUGUUCGUCCUCCUAGUUAAGAGCCUCGAGUCGUGACUGAGCGGGUGUAGUACUGUAAUUGUGGGUGUUGAGCUGGUUGGUUGUUUAGCUGGUGUGCGCUGUGCGCUGAUGCUGGCCUGAAGCUGCUGAUGGCUCGGCUGGAAAAGCUGGAAAACGGGCGUCAGCCCGCGGACACCGUGAGUUUACAGACUGUGGGCAGCCAGCUGGAUGAGGAGAGCUCACUGGGCUCUGACUCGGAGGUGAAUGGAUUUCCCAGCUCAAGGGAGACGGACAAGUACGGGUUUAUUGGAGGCGCCCAGAAGUAUUCAGCAGAAUCGGCUCAGGAUGUGCCCCCAGAAGUGCUGAGGCAGAGAGAGGUGAAAUGGUUGGACAUGCUGAGUAACUGGGACAAAUGGAUCAGCAAGAGAUUCAAGAAGGUGAGGCUGCGAUGUCAGAAAGGAAUCCCUCCGUCGCUGAGAGGGAGGGCGUGGCUUUACCUGUCGGGAGGAAAAGUGAAGAAAGAACGAAACGGCGAAAAGUUCAAGGAGCUGGACAGCAUGGAAGGAGAUCCGAAGUGGAUGGAUGUGAUUGAGAGAGAUUUACACCGACAGUUUCCUUUCCAUGAGAUGUUUGUGUCACGAGGAGGACACGGGCAGCAGGACUUGUUGCGAGUGCUGAAGGCCUACACCCUAUACAGGCCGGAAGAAGGCUACUGCCAGGCUCAGGCUCCCAUAGCUGCAGUGCUGCUCAUGCACAUGCCUGCUGAGGAUGCCUUUUGGGGGCUGGUUCAGAUUUGUGAGAAAUACCUCCCUGGUUACUACAGUGCAGGCCUGGAGGCCAUUCAGCUGGAUGGAGAGAUCCUGAACGCACUGCUGAAGCGUGUGUGUCCUAUAGCAUACAAGCACCUGGACAAGCACAAGAUUGAGCCCAUCCUGUACAUGACUGAGUGGUUUAUGUGUGCGUUCUCCAGAACCCUCCCCUGGGCCUCUGUGCUCAGGGUGUGGGACAUGUUCCUGUGUGAUGGUGUGAAGAUAAUAUUCCGUGUGGGUUUGGUGUUGUUGAAGUCUAUGCUGGGCACUCGUGAGAAGCUGAAGGCCUGCCCUGGUCAGUAUGAAACUAUGGAGCUACUCAGAGCCCUGGAGCCCAAAUACAUGCAAGAGGCCUAUCUUGUACAACAGGUGCUGGAGUUGCCUAUCUCAGUGCGUAAUGUGGAGCGGGAGCACCGUGUACAGCUAAAACGCUGGAGAAAAACACACGGAGAACUCCGAUACAAAGCCGCGCCCAGAAUGCACGGCGCUCGGAUCAUCAUGGACGCUGAGCCUCACACACGGCAAGAUCUCCGCCAGAAGCCUACCAUCAUUGUCCAUUACCCAUCAGCCCCUGAGCUCAACCCUGACUUCAAUCGGGGUAAAAAGCGAGGGACUCUCAGGAAAAAUCCAACACCUGCUCCCAACAUUCCAAACCCAUAUGCCUUACCCAGCGACCAUACAUCUGCCCAGCAAGCAGCUACUGCUAAUCAGUCUGGCCAGCCAUCAGCCGCAGCAGAGCCGCCUCAGAAUCCUGCAGCUUCAAAGAAAACAUCUCAGCCACUGCAGCAGCCUUCACUGACUGACCAGCAGGGGCAUGUUAAAGAACUUCCUCCAGUAGAGGGGCUCAAACUGUCUCCUAACAAUUCAGUCAAACAGAAUUCUUCUGCACCAAACACUUCGUUCAUUGAGCCUGCAAACCCAUCUACUCAACCUUUGUACUUUCCUCCACCACCAAGCCCACCUUUCAACGAGCCGCCACCACCACCACCACCACCACCAACUCCACCUCUUCCACCACCAACUCCACCUCCUCUAGCACCUCCUGUAGAAGUGCCACUCCAAAACUGGCGUCCGCACCUGCAAGACUAUCCACCUCUCCAUGGCUUAGGAUCUGUUACGACACCAGUUCCCAUUCCUGAGGACUCAGAAGUCCAUGAAAUUGUGGAAAACUCAACUGCUUUGGCUCCACCACCCACUACAGAUUCAGCCCCUCUGCUUACACCCAGAGCACCUGCCAACAAGGACUUUCAUGCAACCCAUGAUAACGACAUUCUAUGCCACUCAAGUGAAAGUGUCAACAGUUCAGAGGACACUUACUUAUAGUUUUUGUCACCAUCUAGUGGUGUGGAGUAGCAGGGGUGUUUCUAGCAUGGUCUGAAGUCUGGCAGACAGCAAAAGGGGAGAAGGACUACAAAAUAGCAGAGAGAGCAAAUUUGUCUUCUAGACGUUUAUUUCAUGGGAGAGCUUUAGUUGUUACAAACACAUCCAUAACCUAUGAUAACCUUGCCAUUAAUUCACUACUGAGGAAAGCUCACUUGAGAAAAACUUUCAUCCUGAGAAAACCAAGAUGUGAAAGUGCCAGAAGGAUGCAGCAAUGGAUGUUUAAAUUUCACUUUGAGGGAGCCUCCAUCAGCAUUCAUCUCUGACCACUCGUAUAAAUAAGUUACACAGGUCACACAGUUUUACUUCUCUCAGGCUUGCCAUAAAGGACCAUAUAUAUUACUGAAAUGGCCUUUAAGUGCUGCACAACUGUCAAAAACUCUAAAGACUUCCUUGGCACUCUGACAUUUGGUCCUCUAAAGCUGAUGGGAAGUUAGUGGAUUAGAUGUGUGGGGUGGUAACUCAUGUCCACACUGCUUUCGGAUCAGUUUCAGCACUCAGUCAUGUUUAAGUCUCUAAUUUUUAGAUGCUUUCUGUUACUCUUUCAUUUGCUGCUUUGAAAACGAGGCCAUUCUAACACAUUUGUACUCAAAUACACUUGUAUAACUGUCCUUCCUCAUAAAUGCAUAGCAAGGCCCACUAAUGCAGAACCCUUACUCAAAUGACUACGACCAAACCAUUUGUGCUUUUCAGUUUACAUGAGUGCGAAGAUUGCUCAUUGUAGCACAUCGCUGCUUUUGGAACAAAACCUCUUGUCUUCAUUUUGUUUUUCAGUUCAUAAUUUGAAAAUGCACGUUGCUCUUUACAUUGUGUGUAAAUUUCACAAUGAAUGAAAGAAAACAACCUUGAGGGAGAA